UAAUCAGCUGUGUCCAAUCACAGCUGAUCACAUGUAAAUAGGAAAAUGCCAGUUAUCGGCAUUUCACUCCUCACGAGCUAGGGGACAUGUACACUGAUCAUCAGGGCACUGAUGAUCAGUGUGCCCUGAUGAUCAGUGUAGCCUCAGUAGUGCCACCUCUCAGUGUCAAUCAAUGCCAGCUGUCAGUGCUCAUCAAUGCCACCUGCCAGUGCCCAUCAGUGCCACAUCAAUGCCAUGUAUCAGUGCCUACCAGUGCACAUCAAUGCCAUAUAUCAGUGCCCAUCUGAGCUGCCUUUCAGUGUCGCCUAUCAGUGCCAGUCAGUGCCACCUAUCAAUGCCAGUCAGUGCCACCUAUCAGUGCUGCCAAUCAGUGCCACAUAUCAGUGCCAGUCAGUGCCGCCUAUCUGUGCGCAACAAUGCCGCCUAUCAGUGCCCAUCAGUGCUGCCUAUCAGUGCCGACUAACAGU
This is a messenger RNA of Staurois parvus, 467 nucleotides long. The record is from the annotation of a GenBank genome assembly. NCBI's taxonomy places the organism in Eukaryota, Metazoa, Chordata, Amphibia, Anura, Ranidae.